CCACACACGAUAAUCAGUCGCAUUUCUACCCUCAGAGAAGUCCGGGCUGUUGAACUGAAAACAUUAUUUCCAACCAAACUCCGUUUAGUUGACGUUUUUCGCAUAUUUUCGUGAUUCAAAUUUUUCCGGAAUUAAUAUCGUCGAGACAAACUUGAAAGAUGAAGUCCCGAUUAAUUCUCGCUCUUAGUCUCAUGACAAUUUUAACUUUCGUACAAGCUCAAGACAUCAGCGCUUUGCUAGCGGACCAACGUGUAGUUCAUCGAGGAAUCCUUUGCCUUCUGGAUUCGGGACCCUGCGACGCUAUUGGAAAACAAAUCAAAGGUUUACUCCCGGAAGCUAUCAACAAUGACUGCCAACGCUGCAAUCCCCGACAGAGAAUGAACGCUCGGAAAUUGACACAAUUUAUGCGCACCAAUUAUGCGAACGCAUGGAACUCGAUUGUUCAACGUUACUCUAAGAAAAAUUAAGCUCCCUCGAGACUUUACAACGCAAUGCCGGACAUUUUUUCAUCGUCCCAACAAUAUUAAAUGGCGAAUUUUUAUCGCUUUCGUUUGACUAAAUUUCGAUGUGCUUGCACGUGAUAUUUAAGAAAAAAAACUCUUUCUAUGUCGAGCGACUCCGACGAGAACAAGACUAUUGACUGUUUCCAAAAUAUUUCUGCCAUGAAAUAAAACUUUAUCAUA
This is a messenger RNA of Venturia canescens, 683 nucleotides long. RefSeq names its product ejaculatory bulb-specific protein 3-like. The coding region runs from base 159 to 467 and encodes 102 amino acids. The record is from RefSeq and is a predicted model, not a curated record. The transcript has 2 exons. Lineage: Eukaryota; Metazoa; Arthropoda; Insecta; Hymenoptera; Ichneumonidae.